Molecule: messenger RNA, 2355 nt
Organism: Maudiozyma barnettii
Lineage: Eukaryota; Fungi; Ascomycota; Saccharomycetes; Saccharomycetales; Saccharomycetaceae
Gene: EGT2
Product: Egt2p
Exons: 1
Coding region: 1-2355 (784 amino acids)
Source: RefSeq, a predicted model, not a curated record
AUGAUAUCAUUUAGAAAAUAUACUUUAUUUGCAAUUACAUUGCUACUCUCAACCAUAACUACAGCUUUAGCAUCAGGAGUUCCAUAUUUCUCAGAUGUUAAAAUUUUGGAUAGUUAUACAAAGAGUUCAGAUUGUACAGAUUUAAAUCAUUGGUUCAUAAUACAACCUAAAAUCACUAUUCCUGCUGAAAGUGAAACUUCUGAUAUUCAAAUCACAAUACCUUUGGCUUUCGGUUCCUAUUCUUCAGGUUCUUUCGAUUUAUUAUACGGUUCAACUACUAUCGGUACUGUCAAUAUUGUCGAUGGUUCAAACACUUUCACUGUUUCAUUUAAUUCUUAUGUUGCUAGUUUACAAAAUGAGAUUACUGUUGAUUUCAACGUCUUAGCUAAAUUCUCAGACAGUGCCAAAGAAUUAGUCAAUAAACCAAUGUCUUUAUCCUACGCAGUUAAUGCCACUGGUGACAAAUCGUUCACCCCAACUAUUGAUUUUAUCGGAACAGACUUGACUACCAUCACCACUGAUGGUGGUGUUUACGACUCUAACAACACUGCUUGGUUCGUCAUCAACAUUCCAGUUUCUUUAUUGGACGGUGCUGUUUCCAUCGACGUUGCUCCAAGUGGUUCCAAUUCCUUCUACUACGAUUAUCCAGACACUACUUUUGAAGUCGUUACAGCUGUAGAUUCCUUCAAUAACCCAGUAUCUUCAGUUCCAUUCACUGCCUUUAAAGAUGAAUCAACUACUGCUGCUUUAUUCUUUAAUAUUACUUCUAAUGUUAGUGGUGGUAAAUAUCUACGUAUUGCUUACUCAACAGGUCCAUUAAUCUAUGAUGAUAUCACCAAUGAAGUCACUAUUAAUGGUAAGACAAUCAUUGACUCCACCGUCUAUACCGAUUCCAUGACCAACGUCGAAUUAAAUAAUGCCUCAGGAGAAUCUGCUUUCGAUAUUGGUCUAAUUAGUUCCAAUAGAACCACUUCUGCAAUGGUUGAUAACUCUGUUUCCUCGCAAAAUAGUAAAACAACUACCUCCGAGACUACACAAGCUACCUCUGACUCCAAUCUUGAUGAUAUUUCUCUAUUAUCUCCAGAUACAGAAUCUGAAAGUCUGGAUUCUUUGACUGAAGAAGAAUUAACUAACAACAAUAAUAACAGUACUUCUUCCUUUAUCAUCUCUACUAUCUCAACCGAUUUAGCUUCUGUUUCAACUAGUGUCGAAACUGCUUCUUUAGUUUUUGACACUACAUCAAAUUCAAUUGCUGCUACUUCCUCUGUCAGUGAUAUAGUAUCUGAUAUUUCCAACACAACACCUUUGGAAACCACUAGUAUAUCUACAGUCACCCCUGUCAUCGAGGAAGCUGCUUCUAACAAUACUUUGAUUUCAUCUUCUAUUUCAAAUCAAGAGGUCUCAACCACUAGUUCAUUAGAAUACAGUUCCAAUAUGACAGCAUCCACAACUUACAACAAUGCAACUGCUACUACUUCUGGUAAUGAUACUUACGAAACAUACACAGUACUAAUGUCUACCAGUCCAGCGGAUGUCACUGAGAUCACUAAAUUGAUCCCUGUUGCUACUUUAUCCGGUUCUACCAUUUCAUCAGAGGUUGUUAUUACAUCAACAAUUUCCGCUGAAGCUAUUGAUGAUGAAAGUAGAUUUAUUAACUCGACUUCCACUGUAAACGCAUUCGCCAAUGUUACUUCAGUCACCUCUACAAAGCUAUCGACCAAGGUUAUAACUACUACAUCAUGUUCCAACAACCUAUGUGUCUUAGCUACUAGUACUGUAGUCAGUGAAGGUUUUGUCGUUACUACUGAAUCAUAUGCCGAAGAGGCCACUGUUUUAAGCAAUUUAGUUCCUGUCUCCACUUUACCAUGUUCAACUUGCGUCAAAUCCGAAACUGUUAAGAGUCAAGGUUAUGUCGUUAACACCGAAUCCUUAGGUGCAGAAGCCAUUACAAACACUAAAUUAGUCCCUGUUGCUACUUUAUCCAGUUCUUUCCCAUAUGCUCCUAUUAAUCAUAAAACCACCACAUUAACUGCCUCCGUCGAUGAAACUAUUGUUUCAUAUACUACCGAAUCUUGUAGUACUACAACUCUAACUCCAGAAGUUUCCGCCGAAGCAGGUUUUAUUGAAAGUACAGAAACCCAAAGUGCCUCUGUCACAUCUUACUUGGAUUUCUUAGGUGCUUCUUCCAUCACAAAAUCAAUUCCAACUACUUCCACUCUUCAAGUAUUAGUACAAAAUACUACAUCCUCAGCUCACUCCUCUACUUUUGAAAUUUCAUACUACGAGGAUGGUUCUACACAUCUAACCAUUGGUUUAGGUGGUUUUGUUAUUGGUUUUAUUACUUUAUUCGUUUAG